GGAAGCCACUGUUCCGCUGCCGCGCUGCAGGGGAUCCACAGCAGAGGCGCAGGUCCCUGGAGGCGGCGCAGGUGCCAGGAGGCCGCUCAGGUCCCAGGAGGCCGCGCAGGUCCUAGGAGGCCCCGCCGGCCGCGCCGAGAUGUGGAAUCCCCUGCACGAAGCCGACUCGACCUUUGUCGCUUGGCGCCGCCCGCGCUGGCUGUGCAUUGGGACGCUAGUGCUGGCCGCUGGCCUCUUGAUCGUCGGCUUCCUCUUCGGAUGGUUUAUAAAAUCCUCCAAUGGACCUACUAACAUUGUUCCACAGCAUAAUGUGAAGAAGGUAUUUUUGGAUGAAUUGAAAGCUGAGAACAUCAAGAGGUUCUUAUAUAAUUUUACACGGCUGCCACAUUUAGCAGGAACAGAACAAAACUUUCAGCUUGCAAAGCAAAUUCAAUCCCAGUGGAAAGAAUUUGGCCUGGAUUCUGUUGAGUUAGCCCAUUAUGAUGUCCUGUUGUCCUAUCCAAAUAAGACUCAUCCCAACUACAUCUCAAUAAUUGAUGGAGACGGAAAUGAGAUUUUUAACUCAUCAUUAUUUGAACCACCUCCUCCAGGAUAUGAAAAUGUUUCAGAUGUUGUGCCACCUUUUAAUGCCUUCUCUCCCCAGGGGAUGCCAGAGGGUGAUCUAGUGUAUGUUAACUAUGCACAGACUGAAGACUUCUUUAAACUAGAGAGGGACAUGAAAAUCAAUUGCUCUGGGAAGAUUGUGAUUGCCAGAUAUGGGAAAAUUUUCAGAGGAAAUAAGGUUAAAAAUGCCCAGCUGGCAGGGGCCAAAGGAGUCAUUCUGUACUCAGAUCCUGCUGAUUACUUUGCUCCUGGGGUGAAGUCCUAUCCAGAUGGUUGGAAUCUUCCUGGUGGCAGUGUCCAGCGUGGAAAUAUCUUAAAUCUUAAUGGUGCAGGGGACCCUCUCACACCUGGUUACCCAGCAAAUGAAUAUGCUUAUAGACGUGGAAUCACAGAUGCUGUUGGUCUUCCGAGCAUUCCUGUUCAUCCAGUUGGAUACUAUGAUGCACAGAAGCUCCUGGAGAAAAUGGGUGGGGCAGCACCGCCAGAUAGCAGCUGGAAAGGAAAUCUCCAAGUGCCCUACAAUGUUGGACCUGGCUUUAUUGGAAACUUUUCUACACAAAAAGUCAAGAUGCACAUCCAUUCUAACAACGAAGUGACAAGAAUAUACAAUGUGAUUGGAACUCUCAGAGGAGCAGUAGAACCAGACAGAUAUGUCAUUCUUGGAGGUCACCGUGACUCAUGGGUGUUUGGUGGCAUUGACCCUCAGAGUGGAGCAGCUGUUGUUCAUGAAAUUGUGAGGAGUUUUGGAACACUGAAAAAAGAAGGAUGGAGACCUAGAAGAACAAUUUUGUUUGCAAGCUGGGAUGCAGAAGAAUUUGGUCUUCUUGGUUCUACUGAGUGGGCAGAGGAGAAUUCCAGACUCCUUCAAGAGCGUGGUGUGGCCUAUGUUAAUGCUGAUUCUUCUAUAGAAGGAAACUAUACUCUGAGAGUCGAUUGCACUCCACUGAUGUACAGCUUGGUAUACAACCUAACAAAGGAGCUCCAAAGCCCUGAUGAAGGGUUUGAAGGCAAAUCUCUUUAUGAGAGCUGGAAUGGAAAAAGUCCUUCACAGGAGUUCAGUGGCAUGCCCAGGAUUAGUAAAUUGGGAUCUGGUAAUGACUUUGAAGUGUUCUUCCAAAGACUUGGAAUUGCUUCAGGCAGAGCACGGUACACUAAAAAUUGGGCAACAAACAAAUUCAGGAGCUAUCCAUUGUAUCACAGUGUCUAUGAAACGUAUGAAUUGGUGGAAAAGUUUUAUGAUCCAACUUUUAAGUAUCACCUCACUGUGGCCCAGGUUCGAGGAGGGAUGGUAUUUGAACUAGCCAAUUCCAUAGUGCUCCCAUUUGACUGUCGAGAUUAUGCUAUAGUUUUGAGAAAGUAUGCUGACAAAAUCUACAAUAUUUCAAUGAAACAUCCACAAGAAAUGAAAACAUACAGUGUGUCAUUUGAUUCGCUUUUCUCUGCUGUGAAGAACUUUACAGAAAUUGCUUCUAAGUUCAGUGAAAGACUUCAAGACUUGGACAAAAACAACCCAAUAUUAUUGAGAAUUAUGAAUGAUCAACUGAUGUUUUUGGAACGAGCAUUUAUUGAUCCUUUAGGAUUACCAGACAGGCCUUUCUAUAGGCACAUCAUAUAUGCUCCCAGCAGCCACAACAAGUAUGCAGGGGAGUCAUUCCCAGGAAUUUAUGAUGCUCUGUUUGAUAUUGAAAGCAAGGUGGAUCCUUCCGAGGCCUGGGGAGAAGUGAAGAGACAGAUCUCCAUUGCAGCCUUUACAGUGCAGGCUGCAGCUGGGACCCUGAGAGAAGUAGCCUGAGGUGGUUCUUCAGAGAUCCUUCUUUGAAUAGGUAUGGUCUAUCACUCAGAAAGAAUCAUGAAAGGUGUAUUCCGAAUUAGGAGUAAGGGCAUCAUCCAAACAUGGUGACUGGUUUCUAAAAAAAUAAAGUUAAUACACAUACACAUCUUAGCAUUUGUUUUUCUUCUCCUUUUGAAUCAAAAAAGAAAGAGAGACAAUUUUUAUUCUGUAAUUAUAGAAGGUUAUUCCAAAUUUGAACUGUUAAAAUUAACUUUCUCUCCUCCAAUCCCGUCCAUGUUGCUGCAAAUGUUGUGAAAUCGUUCUUUUUGAUGGAGAGUAAUAUUCCAUUGUAUAUAUGCACCACAUCAUCUUAAUCCAGUCAUCUGCUAAAGGGCAUCUCGGCUCCCUCCACAAUUUGGCUAUUGUGGACAAUGCUGCUAAAUUAAGGCAAACACCUACUAUAUUAAAACUCCUAUGCGGCAUUAUAGGGGAUAGAGUCUAAUUCAGCACUGGUGUCGACCCUGCUGGCCACCCAGGGCUGACAGAUCACUAUCUUAGCAAACUAGUUGAGCUACUCUGAUCUAAUCACACUGCUGGUAAUUAUAGUCACUCUAUAUGAUAAAUGAUAAUUAUUUUUAUUUAAUUAGCAAAUAUCCUAUUUAUAUCAAAGGGUAUAUAUAACAUAUGUACAGUAAAAAAUAAUAAAGAAAUGAACAUUGGUAGAACUGCCCUCCCACAAAUAACCAGAUUAAGAAAAGGAAUGUUACCAAUAUCUUUGAAUCCCCCAUCUACCACUGACCAGUGUGCCUUCAUCUUCUGCCAGAGAUACUCACUUUCUUGAAUCUUACGUGAAUCUUUCUGUUAUUUAUCAUUAUACCAUACAGGCCUAUAUUCCUUAUGUGUUUUUGGCUUUGUGUAUUUUUUUUAACUGUUUAUAAAUAAAAUCAUACUGUGUAUCUAUU
Molecule: messenger RNA, 3336 nt
Organism: Ailuropoda melanoleuca (giant panda)
Lineage: Eukaryota; Metazoa; Chordata; Mammalia; Carnivora; Ursidae
Product: glutamate carboxypeptidase 2
Exons: 19
Coding region: 140-2395 (751 amino acids)
Cellular component (GO): plasma membrane
Molecular function (GO): carboxypeptidase activity
Source: RefSeq, a predicted model, not a curated record